GGGACGUGUGCCUCAGACCCCCAGACCAAGGCAGACACCCAAACCAAGCGCAAGAAGGGAGUUCACAACAAGCGGCAUGUUCGUCAGCCCCGGGCCGCGCAACCCAAUCCCGAACCUAAACCUGAAGGGCAGAACCGGACCAAGCCUCGCGCAGAAAUCAAUGACCAGCAGGACGCAACACCGAGAGACAGAUGAGAGUCAACUGCAAACAGCCUCUUCGUCACGCCCGGCCCGUCCAUUCUCCCGCGCAAUUCACCCCGACCCACGCCAAACCAGGGCACACCAGGCGCGGAUACGGGUACCGGGACGCGGUGGACACCAACCUAAACCCUGAGUUUCAGGGAGGAGAUAAUGCAGACGCAACUCCAACCGCAAAUGCAAACGCACAGCCCAGGGAGGUAGUCGACCUCACGGGUGACGUUGAAAACACCGUGGACCCUACGGGUGACGACGACGACGACGGCGCCGUCGACAGGGGCGGAUCCGUACAUGGACCCGGAGACGGCGCUGGGAACGGUGAAAACAGAACUUUCCAAGCCGCGGAUAGCCUUCUCGGCGACGAUGUCUCUGGCGGUGACAUCGACAUGGAUCUGAGUUCUGACACGGACGGAGAGGAGUUGAGGUGAGGAUAAUGCGGGGCGUAGGAAUGGCAGCGCACGUGGUAGCCAUGCUAGUGCCCGUCGCUGGGGAGGUAUUUCGCUUGCAGGUGUUUCAAGACCUGGAAUCCGAGAAUUCUGACGAAGAUGAUGACCUUGAAUCGGAUUCAGAUUCAGACGACGAGGACG
This is a messenger RNA of Parathielavia appendiculata, 785 nucleotides long. RefSeq lists its product as uncharacterized. Bases 192 to 626 code for a protein of 144 amino acids. The record is from RefSeq and is a predicted model, not a curated record. The transcript has a single exon. NCBI's taxonomy places the organism in Eukaryota, Fungi, Ascomycota, Sordariomycetes, Sordariales, Chaetomiaceae.